Messenger RNA from Drosophila innubila, 1627 nucleotides. It is a transcript of the gene Adsl, whose product is annotated as adenylosuccinate lyase. Bases 101 to 1546 code for a protein of 481 amino acids. The transcript has a single exon. The record is from RefSeq and is a predicted model, not a curated record. Gene Ontology annotation, molecular function: (S)-2-(5-amino-1-(5-phospho-D-ribosyl)imidazole-4-carboxamido) succinate lyase (fumarate-forming) activity; N6-(1,2-dicarboxyethyl)AMP AMP-lyase (fumarate-forming) activity. Gene Ontology annotation, biological process: 'de novo' AMP biosynthetic process. NCBI's taxonomy places the organism in Eukaryota, Metazoa, Arthropoda, Insecta, Diptera, Drosophilidae. Gene Ontology annotation, cellular component: cytosol.
AUGUGUGUGGUAUUUUUUUCUUGGCAGUCGUGAAAAGCUGAUCGAGGAAAGUAGUUGAUCUUUUUAAUUUGUGAGAAGAAAGAACAAAGAAUAGUGAAAAAUGUGCAGCAACUACGAAGGAUACAAGUCGCCGCUGAGCAGCCGCUAUGCGAGCAAGGAGAUGCAGUUCCUGUUCAGUGACCAGAACAAGUUCUCCACAUGGCGGCAGCUGUGGGUCUGGCUGGCCAAGGCGGAGCAGCAGUUGGGACUGGAGAUAAGCGAGGAGCAGAUCACGCAGAUGGAGCAGCACAUCAAGGACAUCGACUUCGAUGCGGCGGCUGCCGAGGAGCGACUGACACGACACGACGUGAUGGCCCACGUCCAUGUGUUUGCCCAGCAGUGUCCGGCAGCUGCGCCCGUCAUCCACCUGGGUGCCACCUCCUGCUACGUGGGCGACAACACGGAUCUCAUCGUGCUGCGGGAUGCACUCAAGUUGCUGCUGCCGCGACUGGCCACCAUUGUGGGGCAGUUGAAGCAGUUCGCCGAAUCCUACAAGGCGCUGCCCACUCUGGGAUUCACGCAUCUGCAGCCGGCGCAGCUGACCACGGUGGGCAAACGGGCCUGCCUCUGGAUGCAGGAUCUGCUGAUGGACGAGCGGGCACUGCGCCGCUGCCUCGAGGAUCUGCGCUUCCGGGGAGUCAAGGGCACGACGGGCACACAGGCCUCGUUCCUGCAGCUCUUCAACAACGACGGGCGGAAGGUGAAGCAGCUGGACAUGCUGGUCACCCAAAUGGCCGGAUUCAGCAAACCCUAUGCCGUCACUGGCCAGACCUAUACCCGCAAGGUGGACGUGGAGGUGGUGGCUGCACUCGCCAGUCUGGGCAGCACCAUCCACAAGAUGUGCUCCGACCUGCGCAUCCUCGCCUCACGCAAGGAACUGGAGGAGCCCUUCGAGACGACACAGAUCGGUUCAUCCGCGAUGCCCUACAAGCGGAAUCCAAUGCGCUCCGAGCGCUGCUGUGCCCUCUCCCGCCAUCUCAUCACACUGUUCAGCAAUGCCGCCAACACCCAUGCCACCCAGUGGCUGGAACGCACCCUGGAUGACUCUGCGAACCGGAGGCUGACCUUGUCCGAGGGCUUCCUCUCGGCGGAUGCGGCACUGCUCACGCUGCUGAACAUCUCGCAGGGACUCGUGGUCUAUCCCAAGGUCAUUGAACGCCACAUUGCCCAGGAGCUGCCGUUCAUGUCCACGGAGAACAUCAUCAUGGCCAUGGUAAAGGCUGGUGGCGAUCGUCAGGUGUGCCACGAGAAGAUUCGCGUCCUCUCCCAGGAGGCGGGUGCCCAGGUGAAGCAGCACGGCAAGGACAACGAUCUGGUCGAUCGAGUUCGCAACGAUCCCUACUUUGCCCCCAUCCUGGAUCAACUGGGCGACAUUCUGGAUGCACGCACCUUCACUGGCCGAGCCAGCGAGCAGGUGGACGAGUUCCUCGAGGAGGAGGUGCAACCAGUGCUGGCCCACUACGCAGAUGCCCUGCGAAGCGUCCAAAAUGUCCAGCUGAUCAUUUAAGCCACAUUCUAUUAUUAUUCCUUAAGCUCAAAGCUCAAAUACACUGUUAUUAUAUUCCAAAUGGAAUAAUCUAUGCGUAAA